UGCAAAGGACAUUUUAAAAUCUAUUAACCAAGAUUCAUCCAAUUCGGCUACUCAAUUAUCAUCUCCUUCGACCUAUAGAACACGUAUGACUAUUAAUUGCUAUUGCCAAAAAUGUAAUAGCAAAUUAGUUGAUCCUCGUACCAAAAAUCGACAUUCUCAGUCUCAAACAGGAUUUAAUGAAUUAAGGCAACCAACCCGGAUUGCUUCAGAAUUAAGUGGCCUGAGUCAACAAUCGGUAACAACAAUUGAUUCAAGGUCAGAUAAUGAACUUCCAUCUGGCCCUGAUAAUGAACUUCCAUCUAGCCUUGAUAUGGAUGACUUAUCAUUUUUACCAAGAAAACAAUUGGCUGAAGAAAUUCGAUAUAGUAAUAUUAAUGAAUUUGAAGAUUAUUCAGUGCCAGAUAUCGACUAUGAAAAAGAAUUUCAAUCUAACCCUAGAGUAUCAUCUAUUUUUGAUGAUAUAUUAAUUUGGCUAUUAAAAUAUCAAAGCCAGUUUAAAGUAUCUGAAGAGGCUACUGAAGUUUUGGUCAAAUAUAUUCAGCGACUUUUAUGUGAGUUUGGUGAUGAAAAUAUAUUUCAAAAUUUUCUAAGCUCAAUGCAUAAGCUUCGAAAACAUCUAAAAAUCGACAACUUUAUAACAUAUUCAGUUUGUCCGAAUUGUGACAAAUUAUAUACUGAAGAGGAG
Ambispora leptoticha is the source of this 685-nucleotide messenger RNA. Lineage: Eukaryota; Fungi; Glomeromycota; Glomeromycetes; Archaeosporales; Ambisporaceae. The record is from the annotation of a GenBank genome assembly.